Octopus sinensis (East Asian common octopus) is the source of this 3914-nucleotide messenger RNA. RefSeq lists its product as uncharacterized. The record is from RefSeq and is a predicted model, not a curated record. Gene Ontology annotation, biological process: signal transduction. The transcript has 9 exons. Gene Ontology annotation, molecular function: GTPase activator activity. NCBI's taxonomy places the organism in Eukaryota, Metazoa, Mollusca, Cephalopoda, Octopoda, Octopodidae. The coding region runs from base 529 to 2181 and encodes 550 amino acids.
UGUGUGUGUGUAUGUAUGUAUAUUACAUGUGUGUCUAUAUAAGACGUCAGAUCUGUGUGUCUGGCUUACUUUGGAUGUAUAGAGUUGCCGCGCCGUGUGUGUAAAAACAGCCAGCCCUCCUUCUCUUGGUCUCUUUACAAAGCAUCGCUUAUAUACUACUUCUCUCUCUCUCUCUCUCAUAUAUAUACAUAUAUACAUACAUAUAUAUAUAUAUAUACACAUCAACAUUGGAUUCCGUAUUUCGUACACAUACUCAGAAAAGACCAGACUGCCAAAUUGCUAUGGUUCAUCUAAUGAUAAUGUCAAUGACACUACUGAUAACUGCUGUUGCUAUUGCUACAAGUUCUUCCACAACUGCUGAUCUCCGAGAAACUUCAGAAUUAUCAUCCUGUGCUCAGCCUUUACAGAAACAUCUAUAAAUAUGAACUGGUCUUUUCACUUUCAUCACCUGGGGUGUUGCCAGUGCUGCUAACUCAGGUGGACUAAUGCAGGCUGCAAAUAGGUCCUGCUAGCCAAUGGUAGCAAACCAUGUCUGUGCUCCGCAAUGUCUUUGGAGGAUGUGUUUCUAAUAAGAGCACAGAGAAUAUCAAAACUGAAAAACUUAAAUUUGGUGUCGCUAUUUCAGUAGCCUUAAAAGCAGAUUAUAUACCACGUCCAUUUGUGGAUCUCCUUGUAUAUAUUGCCAAAGAAGGUGUCACAACAACUGACUUAUUUCGGAGGCCAGGUAACCCUUAUGAUACCCGACGGAUUGUCAAGCGCUUAGAAGAAGGAAAACCUGUGAUAUUUACCAAUUAUAACUUUUAUACUCUGGCAUCUGUAGUCAAGAAAUUUUUAUUAAAAUUACCAGGCGGCAUUUUUACACCAAGCGGAGAAGAAAAGUUGCUUGAAGUUCUUAACAUGUCUGAAUAUUCCGAUCAGUGUCGGCAUGUUAAUCAGUUUAUCCAGUCCCUUAGUGUUAGUCACCGUCAACUUGUUUCUUUACUGUUUGGAAUAUGGUUUCGGAUUGUUAAUCAUUCCGAUAUCAAUUCCAUGACAGUGGAAACAUUGGCUCGGAGUGUUGCUGGAAGCAUGUUUUUAACGUGCGCUGAUGACCCAGACAAAGUGGAACUAGCUAUUCGGAUUAUGCAAUUACUCAUUGACAAUUUCGGAGUAGCCAAUAUGUUUGGCCAUGAAAAUAUUACCUACUUCACGCAAACUACACUCACUGGUAUUAAUGUGCGGGAAAAAUUUCGCUAUGAAUAUAAUUACCCACCUGAGGAAAUCCUGCCUCGUGCCGAUGCCCUGCCCUGGUUUAAUUUUAUCCUGCAAGAGGAAGCCAAAAUACAUGGGUUCGAUCUCCGGCAACAUGCUAUAAAUAAGGAAGAAUUUUACAAUCAAAGCCUACCUCAAGUGCGUUAUCAAUCAGAUGAAUAUGUUGGUUUGAGAAGACCUGCCCGAUUUGAUGGCAGCAAUAUCCGUUCAGAAUCUGUGGGUCCCAAUUGGCCAUCUUCCAACCGAGAGUCUCAUUCUGGUGAAGACUUACAACUAGUCGUCAAUGUUACAACGGCAUCAGCACCUGAAGUUUCAACUAUCCCUUCUCCUGAUAUUAGCAAGCGUCCAAAAUCCUUAGAAGAUAAUUUAAAUGAAUUACGAAGUGACCAUAAGACAAAAUGUUUGAGUCGCUACAACUCUGUAAGGCGCCGGCAGUUGGAGCGUUUACGGCAGAGAUCAGACUGGUUUCUUGGACCCCUGAACGAUAGUGUUUGUAGUAAUAGAAGUGGUGCCAGCAAUAACCAAAACGGUGAAAAUAUUGGCAGCAGUAGCAGUAUGGUAGAAGGUGUUUGUAGCAGAGAAGAAGGCAUUGAAAAACAGCAACACCAGCCACUGAAAGCAAAAAUCUCUGGCACUUCUGUAACAAAGUCUUCAUCAGAGGGUGCUGAACUGGAUGUGAUUGGCUCUGAUGCAGAUAGUGUUUUUACGGACAACACCAGUCGAAGUGAGUCUCCAGCUUCUGAACCAAUUAGGAGUUUAGAUAUGCGUAAACCACGCACUGUAAUACAUAGUGACACUGUAGUAGAUGCCCUGUCAGUGACUGAAAAUGUACCAGAUACACAUGAUAUAAAACAGACCUGUGAAAAUGGAGAACAAAGUAAUGUGUGUUAUUUCAUGGUUAAACACAAUUAUGGGGAAACUAAUUCCUAGCAUUGUACUUAUAUCCAAAUUUUUUCCCCCUGCCAUGUUUUUUAAAAAUAUCAAAAACAAACAAAAAAAAAACAGCAACAACAUAAAAAAAAGAAGCCACUCUGAUUGUCAUCAUUAUCAUUUUUUUUAUCAUUGACAUUUUUAAAAUGAUAUUUUUAAAAUUAUUUUAGAUUACUUAUGAAAUAUUUUAAAAUAUUACAUAUACAUUUAUACUCACACGCACACACACAAACACACACAUAUAUAUAUAUAAAAAGUACAGAAGUAAGUUUUAACUAUGUGCUUACUUUUUUUCCCUGCCCUUUCAUAAUUUUAAAGGUUGAAAUGGUUCAUAAAAUUUUUCAAUAUUUCCAAAUUUAUAAAAAUUCUUUUAGACUCUAGAAAAACUGAAGCCAUUAUCUUUUCUCUUUUAAUUAUCCUUUCCUUUUCUUUCUCUCUCUCACUCUAUCUCUAUCUCCCAGUUAUCUUUUCUAAAUAACAUCUGCAGAAUGCACAAUCUAUUUAUUCUUGAAAUUAUCCCCUUAAUGAAAUGAUGCCUUAGAAAUUUAAUUGAACAAACUUUGUCUCAAGAAGAUUAGACUUAUUGUUGCUCUCUUGAACACUAAAAUUUAAUCACAUAAUUAAUUAGCUGAAAAGAUGACUUUUUUUUUGUCCAUCAAUAAAAAAUGUUAAAGGAGAAAAAAAAUUUUUCUCUGUUAAAUCACUGAUCUCUAAAAAAUUUUUAGUUAAAUAUCAUCUUUUAUCUCAUUCAUUAAGUUACUAUUUUCAUCUCCUAGCCUUCCACAACUAUCCACAAAAUAUCUUUAUACUGAUAUUUCUGUUUUACUCUAGCAACUUUCCUCAAACUCUGUCAUUUAGUUUAUUUUCAUCACUAAUAAAUUGGCUUUUAAGAAAACAUAUUAUACAACACACAAAAAAGAAAGGAAAAUGACACUUAAAUAAUGAUACUAGAAAAGUGUGUGCAAUUAUUAACAGUACAUAUACAGAGAUAAUAAAUCAUUUAAAAAUUAUAUAAUGGUUAAUUAAUAGUUACUUUUCAUUAGUUUACAUUAUAAAUUUAACUUUUAAAUAUGUAUUGAAAAUAUGUAAUGAGAGUUUGCACUAAUUUUAUUUUUUAUUUUUAAACUUAUGUUGGUGUUUCUUUCCCUAUUUCCCUCUUAUUAAUUCCUAUAUUCUUUCAUUUGUUUAAUGAAUUAAAUCAUGGUCAUUUGAUUAAUUUCAAAUCUUCAGAGAUAAAUUAACUUUAAUUUUGUUAGAUGUUAACUUUAAUCUCUUCUUUUCUUUCUCAAGUAUGAUCUUCCCGUCUUUAAUACUCCUCUUUAAAGUUUUUAAUCACACAAUUCAAGAAAUGUUAAGCCACCCUCAUUGGUAGCAUUCUGUUUCCUCAGACCAGACUGUACAGAGAACCUUGUUUCAUCACUUGGCCCAAAAACGAUAAAUGAUGCUUCCCAUUGUGUCUUAGCAUAUUUUACAAAUGCAAAAAAACAUGAAGCAAUGUCCUCGUUGGGACAGUAAAUCUCUUGAGAUGCUCUUCAACAUUAAGCAACAUUUUAGUUAUUCUUGUGGCAUAGGUCUACUCUAGAAAAAGGUUUCCCAUUGUUACUUAAAAGUAAGAAUAACAAUAUAAAUGUAAAGUAUACAUCUCAUGCCUUACAUGUCACUGACCGAUAAUUGAUGCUGCGUUUUGAUACCUAUUGUUAUUAAUUCCUAGAAUAAAUGUAAUCUCAUGAAUU